AUGUUUGCGCCUGAAGACUCCAGACAACGACGUUCCAAAAUAAAUGUGGAUAGAAUACGCAUCAAGGUUAUUUGUUCCGAAAUUUUUGAAUUUAAAUUUAAUUUUUUUUCAGGAAGUAGCAGCGAAUUCGUCUUCCGUCGAUUACCCCGCUUAUUUACAGUUAUAUGAAAUCCCUCCUGGAAAUGAUAUUACUCUGGCAGAGUUUGACGAAAUCGCCGUAGAGCGCCUGAGAACAUUGAAGGUUUAUUCAGCGACAUUGUUGAAAUAUUGUUUAAAAACUUGUUCCAGGCGCUGGAAAAUUGCAAAGAUGGCUAUAAACUGAAUGACGAUGAUUUUAAAAAAGUAUUCCGCGAACAGAUUCGAAAGUUUGGUUCGAAAUUAAUAGGUCGGUUGGGUCGAAAUUUCAUUCGGUAUCUCUUAAUUUUAGUCAAUUGCCAAGAAAAGAAAACUGAGACGGAGAGAGCUGAUGCGUGGCGUCGCGACACCAUAGGGCAUUUCAUUCUUCGAUUGGCUUUUUGCCGGACAGUUGAGAAUGUGAAGUGGCUGGUCAACCAAGAACUCGAUCUUUUCAAGUGAGGUUCAGAGCGUCUUUUCGUUUUAUCAAAUGUAGAAGAAUGUUUUUUUUAAUGAGAAGAUUAAAAUUCAUGAAAGUAAAAUGGUGAUGUCACGGCUAAGCUCAUGAAGCUCUAUUUAAGGCUCCGUUUCAUGAAUGAAAGUGAAGAAGUCGUGCUUCGUGCUCUAAGAAAUACACAGUUUGAGCUGGAAAAGGUUUCCGAUUCGGAACGAGAACACCUUGUCAACAAACUUGCUUCUGGCAGCGGGAUGUCUUUGGACGUUGUUCGUAUAACUUCAUUCUGGAAGGUGACGCUUUAAAAAAAAAUUUUCGAAGCGUUUUUGAAUUUCAAUGUGGUUUUUUUUCAGGUUGGCUUCACAGAAGCUCUGGAUUUGAUCCGUAAAAGGCAGGUGUACCUGCAAGAGGGAAUGGCCUAUGUGCCCUAUGAAGACCUCGUCGUGAUCAUCUGCAGCCAUUUACGCACGCAAAUGACACAAGCCAUGGCUAGAGCCUAUAAAAAUCUUGGAAUGUUGGAAGAAGAGAAUCGUCUUCUUCCACGCCUGAAAAGCUUGUCCAACAACGCCUACGAUGGAAAGCAAUACACGGGAAACGAAAACGAGAAUCUUGUCACUCGCAAGAUGCUCGACAAGGUUGGAAAGGAAAUAAACCUAAUCAAUGAUCGAACUAGAAAAUGAAAUCGAAAACUUUCUUGACCUUCAGCCUCGUUUAAUGCAGUCUAGCUUCACUGAUCAAUCGAUGUAGCUAGAACGAUUUUCUAAAGCCAUUUUGAUAAUUUUUAAAGUUUUCCGACUCUAGAAUAUAGAUAUUUAGUUUAUUUAAAUUCAAUUUUUCGUUGUUUUUCAGCUUGCUAGCACAUCCUUCCCACUAUGCAUGAAGCAUAUACACACUAGUCUUCGGAGCAAUCAUCAUUUGAAAUACGGCGGCCGAAGGUUUGAACCUUUUGAAAUGAAAAAAAAAACUUUAAUUUCCUGACUGGUUCCUUUGUUAUCUUUGCAAAUUUUUGUCAUUUAGACAGUAUGGACUAUUUUUGAAAGCGAUCGGCUUGUCUUUGGACGAAGCGAUGAUGCUUAUGCGGGAGGAGUUCACCAAGAAGAUGCCUUCAGAUAAGGUCUGAAGCCUGUCGUAGAAUCAUGUUUAUAAGGAAAUUUUAGUUUGAUAAGGAGUACGCCUAUAACAUCCGAUACAUGUACGGAAAGGAAGGUCGCCGAGUAGCCCAAGUAGACCAAACCUUGAACUCCUUUUUCAGUUUUGAAAUGUUGUUCAGAACGCGUUUUCUUGCUCCGCAAUCAUUCUGCGCAAUCCCCCCUCUACUGUCGACUGCCACGGUUUUGUUGAAAAUAUGAUUUUUAGACAUAAAGCAGACUUUUCCGAGAUGAACUUAUAUUUAACAAGUGCUUUCAAGGAUGUCCAUACCGACAUACUGAGCCGCAAAUAUUAGCACAACGAUUACAAAAAGAAGGAUUGACGAGAGACCAAGUGGAAAAGGUUGGUGGAUGGGUCGAGGUUGAAAAUGUUCAGUUAUUUGUUGUAGAUCGUCAACUUGUCUUCACAACAUAGUUACGACAAGGCGUGCUCACGUUUCUUCGAGUACACUCACAAAAUGGAGGAAGGAGCUCUCGGACAGCUUAUCACUCAUCCCAACUUUUACUUCGAAGAAUCUCAAAAGGUUUCCUUUUCCCCUAUAUAAGGCGCUGCAAAAAGAUUCGUAAAACUAGUUUCAUAUCUCUCAGCCAGGUUUUCAAUAAAUUCCAUCGAACGAAAGUUGCUAGAGCUGGUUCACUGCUCGCUCGAGGAAUCGAAAAAAGGGUCCUGACACGAUGGUAGUCAAGUAAUAUUCAAACAAAUAGUUUUUGAAAAUGACAGCAUGAUUGCACUGUUUUUUUUUGAAUUAGAGAUUGGAAAAGAAACUGAAUAUAUAGGGCCCGCUGAACCUUUUUAAAGAGGAAAAAAAUUCAAUUUUGAAAAAGGAAUGAAUGAAGGCUUCACACCAUUUCGCGCUUUUUCAAACUAAGGAAAAAGCACACAAAGCAAACUUUCGAUUUAAGAAAAAGUUGAAUGAAUUUUUUUUUCCGAUUUCUGUAUUUUGAGAACGAACAAUCAAAACAUAAUUUUCUUUGCUUGCAAUAAAAUGCUCUUGGUACUAUCAUCCUAGAAAAAAUUUCAGCUCUUAUAAGCAUUUCUGUGACGUCGCUUGUUUUCUAAGAAAAUAUAGCGCUUUCUUGAUACCACACCCUGAGGAAUUUGAAUGUUUCACGCGCUCUGUUACAGGUUCUAACUGGGAAAAGAGCCACGACAGCCGACUUCGUAGAGUCGCACGUCGCUUCUGCGGAGUCUCAAUCCAGCUUGAUGUCCCGAAAAUCAUCGUGUCCGUCUCGAGAGCCUACGGACAUUGAUGGCGACAUGGAACUCGAUGAUUGA
This is a messenger RNA of Caenorhabditis auriculariae, 2992 nucleotides long. The record is from the annotation of a GenBank genome assembly. NCBI's taxonomy places the organism in Eukaryota, Metazoa, Nematoda, Chromadorea, Rhabditida, Rhabditidae.